AAAGUAUACAAAUUUUAAUCUAAUUUUAACUCUAUCAUGGAUUAGUAGUGAGUGAUUGCAGUAGUGAAACAAAGCGUAGCCUGCGCACCUCUUCUGCCUCGAUCGCGAUCAUCCACUACUCCAUCUCCGUUUGCCCGCCGCGCUCCAAAUCACUAAAAACAAUUUGAUAACCGCUGAAGAGGACAAUUGAAUUUAUAGACGCGAAUACCAGUUUCCAGAGCCAUGGAAGAAGACAUGUCCAGUUCGCUUAGGCGGAUGUCGAUGAGAACUCGUAAGGUUGCUCCGAAAAUGGCUGCAGCCCUUGCCAGCAGUGACAAUCGGACCCAGGCAAUGCUUGCACGUCUUGAAGCUCUGGAAAAUGAUAAUGCUGGAUUCGAGACUGUGCAAGUUGAUGAUGAUGACGAAGCCUCACUUGAUGAUGAUGAUCAAGCAUAUCAGAAGAAGCAAUCCAGAAGCACAAAACGGAAAACACGCCAAGCUAAAGCACUCGAAAAUGCUAAGAAGGCACCAAGAACAUUCAUUGAGCUCUUGCAAGAGGCCAACUUGGAAUCGUUGCCUCCCCAUGUACCCUCGUAUCUGAGAGCAGCCGUGGGACCUCCAAGCUCCACCGCCCGUCGCCAUUUCUGCACAGUAUGUGGGUUUUCUGCUAACUAUACGUGCCUCCAGUGUGGGAUGCGGUUCUGCACGAUUAAGUGCCAGAAUAUCCACAACGAUACUCGUUGUUUGAAGUUUGUUGCUUGAUUGGUGAAGGGCUUCACAAGGUUAUUAGAGAUGCUAUUUCAACUAUUAGUAAGAAACAUUUCUCGUUUGCACUGUGUAAGAAAGUGUGGGGCAAAUAGCACUCAAUUCUAAUGUUAGAAUUGUGAAAGUUACGCAUUAUUGCGAUUCCUUUGAGAUA
Molecule: messenger RNA, 898 nt
Organism: Salvia hispanica
Lineage: Eukaryota; Viridiplantae; Streptophyta; Magnoliopsida; Lamiales; Lamiaceae
Gene: SEF
Product: HIT-type Zinc finger family protein
Biological process (GO): chromatin remodeling
Source: RefSeq, a predicted model, not a curated record